GGUGAUUUUUUGAUAUACGGUAAUAUCAGAUGACUUUCCAAACUUGAUAAUCCGAAAUCUGAACCCUUUAUAAACCGAGAUUCAUCCACAGACACCAUCAUUCAGAUAUUUUGGAGAUACUCGCUUUACAAUUGGAUCUGACAUUCCUUUAUUGGUGAAUCAUGAAGUGCCUCGCCCUGUUUGCUCUUUUUGCUGUUGCCGCAGCUAGGCAUUCGCUAUUCGAUCCAGAACUGAAUGAACACUGGGAAAACUUCAAGAAAGUAUUUGGAAAGAACUACAAUGAGAGAGAAGAAGUGACCAGGAGACAAAUCUGGGAACGAAGGCUGGCCGACAUUGUCCGACACAACCUUCGCUACGAUCUCGGACUUCACUCCUUCAGAAAGGGCCUCAAUGAAUACUCUGAUCUGGAACACGAUGAGUUCGUGAAAACCUUCAAUGGCUACCGUCGUCAACCUGGUCAUAAAUCCAACGGAACCACAUGGGUGCCGGCUUUCAAUGCCAACAUUCCUGAUCAGGUAGACUGGAGGGACAAGGGAUUGGUAACACCUGUUAAGAACCAGCAACAAUGCGGUUCCUGCUGGGCCUUCUCUACCACUGGUUCUCUGGAAGGUCAACACAAAAAGAAGACAGGCCAAUUGGUUUCACUCAGUGAACAGAACCUGGUAGAUUGUUCUGAACCAGAAGGCAACCAAGGAUGUGAAGGAGGUUUGAUGGACCAGGCUUUCCAAUACAUCAAGGACAACAAGGGCAUUGACACAGAAGACUCGUACCCAUACACUGCUGAAGACGGAACUUGCCACUUCAAACGAUCUGCCGUCGGUGCAACUGUCACUGGCUAUGUUGACAUUCCAACCGGAGAUGAGGAAGCUUUAAAGAAAGAAGUUGCCACUGUUGGACCCAUUUCAGUUGCCAUUGAUGCCAGUCACGACAGUUUCCAAACCUAUCAGGAUGGUGUCUAUGACGAAUCCGAAUGCAGUUCUGAACAACUCGACCAUGGUGUUCUGGUUGUAGGCUAUGGCACUGAAGACGGAUCUGAUUAUUGGUUGGUUAAGAACAGCUGGGGAACCACCUGGGGCAUCAAGGGAUACAUUAAGAUGGCAAGGAACAAGGAUAACCAGUGUGGUAUUGCCACCCAAGCCAGUUACCCAUUAGUUUAAUGCAUUCAAGACAAGGACUGUGGUUUUUUAUGUCAUAGAUUUAGGACAUUUUCUUGUUAUAUGUACGAUUGAAAUGAAAAUUGUGCAUACUUUGUUACAUAAUAUUAUUUUUGAUAAAAGAUUUUAAUAAAAAUUA
Messenger RNA from Argiope bruennichi, 1293 nucleotides. RefSeq names its product procathepsin L-like. Gene Ontology annotation, cellular component: lysosome. Bases 162 to 1157 code for a protein of 331 amino acids. The record is from RefSeq and is a predicted model, not a curated record. NCBI's taxonomy places the organism in Eukaryota, Metazoa, Arthropoda, Arachnida, Araneae, Araneidae. The transcript is spliced from 9 exons. Gene Ontology annotation, molecular function: cysteine-type endopeptidase activity.